UGGUCACUCUAAGAAGACAGAGGAAUGAUUUGUUCAUGAUUUUGUGUGCAGUUGCAAUGUGUAGGACAGAAGCAGGACCAACAGAAGGUUUGGGAAAAAUAAUACAAAGAUUUCCCCAGAAGGACUGGGAAGACACUCCUUUUCCACAGGGAAUAGAGUUGUUUUGCCAGCCUGGAGGAUGGCAGCUUUCAAAAGAGAGAAAACAGCCAACGUUCUUCGUGGUGGUUUUGACUGACAUAGACUCAGAGAGGCACUACUGCUCCUGCUUAACUUUCUAUGAAGCAGAGAUUAACCUGCAGGGAACGAAAGAAAUUGAAGGUGAAGAGGAGUCUGGUUUAAUUCAGCCUGCAGAAGUAUUUGCUCCUAAAAGCCUGGUGUUGGUGUCCAGACUAGAUUAUCCAGAAAUUUUCAGGGCUUGCCUUGGCUUGAUCUACACCGUGUACGUGGACAGCCUGAACGUGUCACUGGAGACACUCAUUGCAAAUCUGUGUUCAUGCCUUGUCCCUGCUUCUGGAGGGUCUCAGAAAUUGUUUUCUUUGGGAGCUGGAGACCGACAGCUGAUACAGACCCCUCUACAUGAUAGCCUUCCUGUAACAGGCACCAGUGUGGCUCUUCUCUUUCAGCAACUAGGAAUCCAAAAUGUACUCAGCUUGUUCUGUGCCGUGCUUACAGAAAAUAAGGUUCUCUUUCACUCAGCAAGUUUUCAAAGGCUCAGUGAUGCCUGUAGGGCUCUGGAGUCUUUGAUGUUUCCCCUCAAAUACAGUUAUCCCUAUAUUCCAAUUCUUCCUGCACAGCUGCUGGAGGUUCUCAGCUCCCCAACACCUUUCAUCAUUGGGGUUCAUUCUGUCUUUCGCAAUGACAUUCAUGAGCUUUUAGAUGUAAUCAUAGCAGACCUGGAUGGAGGAACAAUUAAAAUUCCUGAAUGUAUUCAUCUGUCCCAGCUGCCAGAGCCACUGCUACACCAGACUCAAAUGGCCCUUUCUCUGGUUUUGCAUCCUGAUUUGGAAACAGCAGAUUAUGCAUUCCCUCCCCCACGAACAGCUUUAUCACACUCAAAAAUGCUGGACAAAGAAGUGAGAGCAAUCUUCCUGAGGCUAUUUGCACAGCUUUUCCAAGGAUACCGGUCGUGUCUUCAGCUGAUCAGAAUUCAUGCUGAACCUGUCAUUCACUUCCAUAAGGCAGCCUUCUUGGGCCAGCGAGGCUUAAUUGAGAAUGACUUUCUGACCAAAGUCCUCAAUGGAAUGGCAUUUGCUGGCUUUGUGUCAGAGAGGGGUCCUCCCUUCAGAACCUGUGAUCUUUUUGAUGAGUUGGUGGCCUUUGAAGUCGAAAGAAUUAAAGCUGAAGAGGGAAAUCCACCAAAAAUGAUAAAGCAUGUUAGAGAACUUGCAGAACAGCUCUUGAAAAAUGAGAACCCCAAUCCCCACAUAGCAUUCCAGAAGGUGCCACGGCCCACGGAGGGCUCUCACUUGCGCGUUCACAUCCUGCCUUUCCCCCGCAUCAACGAGGGCCGGGUGCAGGAGCUGCUCCAGGAGGGGCUGGCCAGGAGUCAGGGUGUCCCCUCUGCCACCCGUGGGGACAAGAAGUGUGUGGUUCCAGCAGGUCCCCCUGUGGUUUCCAUAAUGGAAAAAGGAAGCACAGUUUUCAACAGUGCACAAAGGCUGGAAGUUGUUAGAAACUGCAUCUCGUUCAUUUUUGAAAACAAAUUUUUGGAGACUGAAAAGACCCUGCCUGCAGCUCUGAGAGCCCUGAAAGGCAAGGCAGCUCGGCACUGCCUGACUCAGGAGCUAGGCCAGCAUGUCAAAGAAAACCGAGCAAUCCUGGACCAUCAGCAGUUCGACUACAUUGUGAGAAUGAUGAACUGUGCUUUGCAGGAUUGUUCAUCUUCAGAAGAAUACAGCAUUGCUGCAGCAUUGCUGCCUCUGACAACUGCCUUCUAUAGGAAAUUAGCACCUGGGGUUAGUCAAUUUGCUUACACCUGUGUACAAGAUCAUCCUAUCUGGACUAACCAACAGUUCUGGGAAACAACCUUCUAUAGCAAUGUGCAAAAUCAAGUUCGCUCCCUCUACCUUACAGCCAAAGAUGACAACCAUGCAGUACAGUUGAAACAAAAGGAGAAAACUCCUGCAGACCAGGAUAAGACAGCGAUGGACCUGGCUGCUGAGCAGCUGAGGUUAUGGCCAACACUUAAUAAACAGACACAGCAGGAGCUAGUCCAGAAUGAGGAAAGCACAGUUUUCAGCCAGGCCAUUCAUUUUGCCAACCUCAUGGUCUACCUGCUGGUCCCGCUGGAUACAAGCAAGAAUAAGCUGCUGAGAACAUCAGCUACCGGGGACUGGGAGAGUGGAAGCAACAGCAUUGUCACAAACAGCAUUGCGGGCAGCGUUGCAGAGAGUUACGACACUGAGAGUGGGUUUGAGGACUCGGAGAACAACGAUGUUGCAAAUGCAGUCGUGCGCUUCAUCACCAGAUUUAUUGACAAGGUUUGCACAGAAAGUGGGGUCACACAGGAUCACAUCAAAGGUCUGCACUGCAUGAUACCAGGCAUUGUAGCAAUGCACAUAGAGACUCUGGAGGCUGUUCAUCGUGAGAGUAGGAGGCUUCCACCAAUACAGAAGCCCAAAAUUCUACGACCAACUUUACUGCCAGGAGAGGAAUUUGUUUGCGAAGGUCUCCGUGUGCUGCUGGAUCCUGAUGGCAGAGAGGAAGCCACAGGAGGACUGCUUGGAGGUCCUCAUAUCCUCCCUGCUGAAGGAGCUUUGUUCCUUACCACUUACAGAAUUAUAUUUAAAGGCACUCCUCAUGAUCAACUGGUUGGGGAGCAGACCGUGAUCCGGAGCUUUCCUAUCGCCUCCAUGACCAAGGAAAAGAAGAUCAGUAUCCAGAACCAGCUGCAGCAGAGCAUGCAGGAAGGGCUGCAGAUCAGUUCAGCCACUUUUCAGUUAAUUAAAGUAGCAUUUGAUGAAGAAGUAAGUCCCGAAGUGGUGGAAAUAUUUAAGAAACAGUUGAUGAAGUUCCGUUAUCCUCAGUCCAUCUUCAGCACUUUUGCCUUUGCAGCAGGGCAAACAGCACCACAGAUAAUUCUACCAAAACAGAAAGAAAAGAACACUUCAUUCCGUACCUUCUCCAAAAGCAUUGUGAAGGGAGCAAAACGUGCUGGGAAGAUGACAAUUGGGCGCCAGUACUUAUUGAAGAAGAAAACAGGCACGAUAGUGGAGGAAAGAGGGAAUCGGCCUGGCUGGAAUGAAGAUGAUGAUAUCUCUGUUUCAGAUGACAGUGAGCUGCACACCAGUGGUACCCUGAAAGCAUCAGAAAAAUCAACCAUGGAGCAAUUAGUAGAAAGAGCCUGUUUUAGGGACUAUCAGCGUUUGGGGCUGGGGACCAUCAGCACUAAUUCUUCUCGCUCAAAAACAGAAUACUUGAGAAUAACUGCACUGAACAGGAUGUAUUCCCUCUGCAGGAGUUAUCCUGGGCUGCUGGUGGUGCCCCAGUCUGUGCAGGACAGCAGCCUGCAGAGAGUGGCUCGCUGCUACCGCCACAAUCGCCUGCCCGUUGUCUGCUGGAAGAACACUAAAAACAGCACUCUGCUGCUGAGGUCUGGGGGCUUCCAUGGAAAAAGUGUGGUGGGCCUCUUCAAAUCCCAAAACACACAUCCCACGGCUCCCGCUUCUCUAGAAUCUUCAAGCAGUAUAGAACAGGAGAAAUACCUACAAGCCUUGCUGAAUGUGAUAUCCGUCCACUGCAAAAUGAAUGGCAGUAAUACACUCACUGUUAGCCCAACCAUUGCUCUGUCUCCAGGCACUGAAACGAGGGCUUCAAGAAUGUCUACUGUGUUUAAGCAGGUAGUGCCAGGACAUUUGGAUGUAAAUCUAUCCAAUAGCUUUGCUCGAGGAGUGCUUGGGUACAGAGAUAAAUGUUUCACUCAUUCCAAUUCCAAAUCAGCAACUAAGGAAAGAGUCCAUCAAGGUGUAUGGGCGAGUCUUCGUUCCAGCAACCGAUUUAUCAACACUCAGACUCCAUUCAUUGAUGUGGGUGCAAGACUUGCAGGGAAAGAUAACACCCCUCCCUACAGCAGCAGCUCUUUCCUGCAAAGUCAGCUUCUGAGGAGACAAGCAGCCCUUUAUAUAUUUGGAGAAAAAUCUCAGUUACGGGGCUUCAAACUUGAUUUUGCUUUGAAUUGUGAAUUUGUUCCUGUUGAAUUCAGUGACAUCCGACAGACAAAGGCGAGCUUUAAAAAGCUGAUGAGAGCUUGUGUUCCCAGCACUAUUCCUACUGAUUCUGAGGCAACAUUCCUCAAAGCACUUGGGGAGUCAGAGUGGUUCCCACAGCUUCACAGGAUAAUGCAGCUGGCUGUGAUCAUCUCUGAACUCCUGGAAAAUGGUUCUUCUGUUUUGGUUUGUUUGGAAGAUGGCUGGGAUAUUACUGCUCAAGUGGUGUCUCUGGUGCAGUUACUCAGUGAUCCCUUCUACAGGACUCUGGAAGGUUUCCGAAUGCUGGUGGAGAAGGAAUGGCUCUCCUUUGGUCAUAAAUUCAGUCAGCGCAGCAAUCUGACCCUCAACUGUCAGGGCAGUGGAUUUGCUCCUGUUUUCUUACAGUUCUUAGACUGUGUCCAUCAGAUUCAUAACCAAUACCCGACAGAGUUUGAGUUCAAUCAAUAUUAUCUGAAGUUUCUGGCUUUUCAUCACAUAUCAAAUCGAUUUAAAACAUUUCUUCUGGAUUCAGAUUAUGAAAGACUAGAACAUGGAACAUUAUUUGAAGAUAAAGGAGAUAAGCAUGCCAAGAAAGGAAUUUGUAUUUGGGAAUGUAUUGAAAAGAUGCAUAAAAGGAGCCCUAUUUUCUUCAAUUACCUCUAUGCCCCUGCUGAAAUCGAGGCACUGAAGCCAAAUGUAAAUAUGUCCAGCCUCAAAAAGUGGGAUUAUUAUGUAGAAGAGAUUUUGGCUACAGGACCUUCCUAUGAUUGGACCAUGGUACCUGCAAAGUGCAGUGUUUCAGAAGAAAAUGACCAAACAGAUGGUUCAGUCUCUCAGAGUAAGAGGAAAAUAGUGUGGCCGUGUUAUGAUGAUGUAAAAAAAAUACAGCCUGAUGCCAUCACCAGCCUUUUAAAUGAAAUCGAAAGGUUGGAAAGUAAAUUAAACCAGAGCCCAGAGAGGUGGCAGCUGUUGUGGGAAAGGGUCAAAAUUAAUCUAAAGGAUGACACCAGACAAGACAAUCUCCGGAGACAUCCUUCUGGCUCCUCAGGGAUGAUGUCUCCUAAUCUGCAUUCCUAUCAAAAGAGGUCUUUGUUGGAAAUACCUGACAGUGGGCUGGGUGAGGAGCAGAGUUCAAGCAUCUCUCCCUCUAAUGGGGUAGACAGAAGAACAACGACGCUGUACAAUCAUUUCACAUCAAAGAAUGAUGAAAAUAGAUCUUUUGAAGGUACGCUGUACAAAAGAGGAGCUUUGCUGAAAGGUUGGAAACCUCGCUGGUUUGUGCUGGAUGUGACAAAACACCAGCUGCGAUAUUAUGACUCUGGUGAGGAUACGAGCUGUAAGGGACACAUAGACCUUGCAGAGGUGGAAACUGUGAUUCCUGCUUCUCCAACAAUUGGAGCUCCAAAACAUGCCAGUGAAAAGGCAUUUUUUGAUCUGAAGACAAAUAAACGUGUGUAUAACUUUUGUGCCCAAGAUGCACAGAGUGCUCAACAGUGGAUGGACAGGAUCCAGAGUUGCAUUUCAGAUGCAUAGAAAGGAGAAAAAUGUUCCAUGAUAAAGUCCCAUUUAAAGCACCUCAUCCUGGAAGAAACUGAGUUCUGGAAUGUUACUGACACACAACCCGCCUUCCUUACAUUUCAGCCAUUAAAGUUCAUAAUAAGUUCUUUUCUGUUUAAUAAUUAUAA
Cyanistes caeruleus (blue tit) is the source of this 5872-nucleotide messenger RNA. RefSeq names its product SET binding factor 2 (gene SBF2). The record is from RefSeq and is a predicted model, not a curated record. NCBI's taxonomy places the organism in Eukaryota, Metazoa, Chordata, Aves, Passeriformes, Paridae. Gene Ontology annotation, molecular function: guanyl-nucleotide exchange factor activity. Gene Ontology annotation, cellular component: cytoplasm; membrane.